AUGCAAUACAACCCUGUAGUUGUUGAACCACUUAUAUUAUGCUGUCAAUGUGGCAUAGAGGUUUCACCAAAUCCUUCAAAUAUGUGUAUCAACUGCAUUCGAAAUGAGGUUGAUAUCACUGAAGGAAUUCCAAAACAGGCGAUUAUACAUUUUUGUCGUAAUUGUGAAAGAUAUCUACAACCACCAACUAUUUGGGUUAGUGCAGAACUUGAAAGUAAGGAAUUAUUGGCCUUGUGUGUAAAGAAAUUAAAAGGCUUAAAUAAAGUACGAUUGAUUGAUGCCGGAUUUAUAUGGACAGAACCUCAUUCAAAAAGAAUUAAACUUAAACUCACUAUACAAAAAGAAGUUUUUGCAUCAACACUUAUACAACAAAUUUUUGAAGUAGAAUUUGUUGUCAAUCAUCAACAAUGUAAUGAUUGUACUAAAAUAAUGGCAAAGAAUACAUGGAAGGCAUUAGUUCAAGUUAGACAAAAAGUCAAUCAUAAAAGAACUUUUCUAUUUUUAGAGCAACUUAUACUUAAACAUCAUGCUCAUAAGGAUACAAUCAAUAUAAAAGAAGUUAAAGAUGGUCUUGAUUUCUAUUAUUCUAAUCGAUCUCAUGCCAACAAAAUGGUAGAAUUUUUAAAUUCUGUUGUUCCUGUCAGUCAAUUGGUUAUUUGUUAUCGUGUUGGAAAUUCUAUACAUGUUAUGGAUCCAAAUACACUGGCAGUAUCUGAACUUGCAACUGCAACAUAUUGGAGGACACCAUUUAAUGCUUUGGCAUCAGCACAAAGUUUAACAGAAUAUUAUGUGUUGGAUGUUGAACCUUUACCUCAAGUUCGUGGAAAGUACAUGUUGGCAGAAGUUCAAGUAGCAAAAUCAACAGAUUUUGGUAGAAAUGAUCAAACAUAUUUUGUCAGGACACAUUUGGGCAAUAUUUUGAAAUCAGGAGAUUUGGCAUUAGGAUAUGAUCUAACUUCAUCAAAUUUUAAUGAUAAUAAUUAUGAUUUAUUGAAACAAAGUGAAAUACCUUAUGUCAUUCUAAUCAAAAAAUCAUAUUCAAAUAAACGUAGAAAAAAUAAACAAAGAAAUUGGAAAUUGUCAUCUUUAAAUAAAGAGAAAGAAAUUGAUAGUAAGAAGCAAGAUUUAUUGAAAAGUGAAAUGGAAUAUGAAUUGUUUUUAAGAGAAUUGGAAGAAGAUACUAAUGAUCAAAUGGAAGUUGAUGAGGACAAUCUUGAGGAUGAUUUACCUGAAAUUGGUAUAGAAGAAUUAUUAGAAGAUCUCACUCUUGAAGAUUAA
This is a messenger RNA of Entrophospora candida, 1278 nucleotides long. The record is from the annotation of a GenBank genome assembly. NCBI's taxonomy places the organism in Eukaryota, Fungi, Glomeromycota, Glomeromycetes, Entrophosporales, Entrophosporaceae.